Molecule: messenger RNA, 1048 nt
Organism: Triticum dicoccoides
Lineage: Eukaryota; Viridiplantae; Streptophyta; Magnoliopsida; Poales; Poaceae
Exons: 6
Coding region: 1-825 (274 amino acids)
Source: RefSeq, a predicted model, not a curated record
AUGCCGGUGCUAAGCAGCAGGGAGAGGGUGGAGAUGGUGACCAUGCUGGAGGAACUAAUCGAGAAGCUUUGGUGGGAGCAACAGGAGGCCCUGGCGUUGUCGCCGCACCACUUCGCCAGCCCAGAGACCGACUGGGCCACCACUACAAUCAAUCUAUCGCUAAUCUGCCCCGCACUAACAAAACUGGUCGCCCGCACGACCUCCACCUUCUCCUCCCGCACGACCUCCUCCUCCUCCCGCGCCGUUCGCCUCCCACAGCCUCGCGCCGAGCCACGGGAAGCCGCGCCCCUCACCGCCGCCUCGCGCCGCCGGAGCCACGGGAAGCCCCGCAGGUCGCCGGGAGCCCGCCCCCGCCGCGCCGUUCGCCGCCUCCCCAGCCGCGGGAGCCCGCCCCCGCCGCGGGUCGCCGCCUCCCCAGCCACGGGAGCACGCCCCCGCCGCGGGAGCUGUCCCGCCGCGGGUCGUCACCUCCCCAGCCACCGGAGCCGCCCCGCCGCGCCCGUGGAACUGCAGUACUUCUUCCCCGUCUUCCACUUGGGCUCUAACUACGGCCUCCGCUUUGUGCACUCGGACGCAAUCGCAGCCCCACCAUUGCUAGCCUCGCCUCCCACCAGAUCAAUUAAGGAAUCAAUCUUACGAUGGCUGAUGCUCAAUGCAGCGGAGGAUUACAGUGUUAUCCCUCGACGUCAUUCUCAACAAGCACCAGGACAUGGCUUUGUUUCUGCCAAAGGAUGUCAACAGAGCAUACAGAAGGAGGAGAGAGCAGCAGCGAGAGAGGAGAAGUUAAGAACAAGACACAUGCUUCAGAUUAACUCCUAUUUCUGAACCAAUAUGCUUUUGAUGAUUGAAUUAGAUUAAAAAGAAGGAUGACCUCGGUUUUGGGGACUUGGUUUUGUGAAUCGGUGUGUUAUAUUGACCAAAUAUCUUAGUAUUUGUACAAUGCGGCAAUAUGGAAGACUUGUCGCUGCUUUUACUGGAUUGAUAUAUCAUAUUGUAUGUAUAAUUAUUCAAUACAUAUAUACUUGCAACAACUUCUAAUCGUAAUUUC